AUUACAUUGUCCAGGACUUUGACACCAGGAAAGAACUGAGAGUGCUCAUCUACGGUGGGUAGAAACUUGGUCAGGUAUCCACCCAUGUGGCAAAUGGACUUUGACAGCUGUCUUGGAGACGGAGAAGUACCACUGAGGCUAAGCUGAAAGAACUGGAGCUGGUGGUCUCAUUUCUAAUAAAGGAAACCAAAGAAAUGUAGAUACUGAACAAAAUCUAAAUAAGAACAGUCUUUGAUAAAAAAAAGUCCAGAAUGGACUCAUGGAUGCCACCACGACAGCCCCAGGACCAAAGGAGGUGUGGAGCCUGGUUUGAAGGAUAUGGAAGAAGCCCAUGGAGGGAGGCCUACCAUAGUCCUCCACCUCCACAUUUCAGGCAUGAAGGAUACCACCCUGAUUUCCAAGUUGGACCUCCGCCUUGGCUAGAUACUCAGCACCACCAUCCAAUCCGUCAUCCAAGACUCCAGAAUUAUACUAGACCAAACUCCAGGGCAGAGUAUUACGAAAGUAGCUAUCCAGACUGGUCUUAUACAAGGCAAGAAUAUGAAGAGCUGCACCAUGGCUUCGUGGAGAACCCUGAAGGGUACCAAAGAUUCAACCAAGGACAUCCAAGCAAAAGAUAUCCAAGAUGGGGAGAUAACUGGAGUGAAAGUGCAAAUUCCUGGAACCAGAAUUACUAUACAGAUCGCCAGCUUAGGAGUGGUAACGACUCUUUGGGGCAUUAUGAUGUUGCACUCAAUCAAUCUAAGAACCAGAAUUCCUAUGAAGACAGCUAUGCUUCAAAGAAAGAUGCUUCCUAUGAUAUCAGCUACCAUUCUCCUUUGUUGCAAGAACACACUUGGGAUAAUUUCCAAGAGAACUCUUUGAAGAAUGCCGCUGUUCCAGCCCAUGAGCUUUCAUUGCCUGAAGGGCCAAUCCCACUCCAACAGUACAAGGAAUCUGGUCUUAGUUCCAGCAGUUAUGAGCUUAGUCAAUAUAUGGAAAAUUCUUCCAACUACUAUGAAGCAGCUCCCUCCAAGGAUUGGAGCCCUGCUCAGCCAGCUGAAGACUUCCAAGCUAUGUCUAGCCAUGUGACCUCCCCCAAAUUUACCCUCCCUCACGUACCUCUGUGUUUUGGAGCUGGGGGGCAGCUGGUCCGAGGAUGUCCAAAUGAUCCGGCAGAUGGACAACCUGUUCUUAUUGAGAUACAUAGCCUUGAGAUUAUUCUACAUGACACGGCUGAGCAGGAAACAAUGAGAAUCUUUCCAGGACCUCUAAUCAGGGAAGAUCUGCACAAGAUGGAUGUAAUGACAUUCUGUCAGCGCAAAGCCGCCACUGGCUGUGACCUGACAACUAAACAGGGCCGAGAUUCUGCCUUGCUUUGGAAGCUCCUCCUCCUCCUUUGCCGACAAAAUGGAUCCAUGGUGGGAUCAGAUACAGCUGAGCUGCUGAUGCAAGAUCGCAACUAUCGGGAAAAGUACAAAAUACAAGAGCCAUGGGCGAACCCGAUUAACCUGACGGGAGAAGAAUGGCCAAUGCCUGGCUGUGGAACCGUGGACCUUCUCACAGGGGAGAUGGUCCCAACGGCUGGCACACCAGAGCAAAAAAUAGAGAAGUUCACCAAACUCCUUUUCUAUGGCAGAAAGAAAGAAGCCCUGGACUGGGCUAUGAGAAACCAGCUGUGGGGCCACGCACUCUUUCUAUCAAGCAAGAUGAACCCAAGGAUUUACAGCUGGGUCCUGACUGGGUUCACAAGCACGCUGGCCUCCAAUGAUUCUCUGCAGACCCUUUUCCAGCUCAUGUCUGGGAGGAUACCCCAGGCAUCUUUGUCCUGUGGAGAUGAGAAGUGGGGGGACUGGAGACCACACCUGGCUGUCAUGCUGUCUAAUCAAGUAGGAGACCGGGACCUGAAUUCCAGAGCUAUCAUCGCUAUGGGAGACACCUUGGCUGGGAAAGGGUUAAUAGAAGCUGCUCACUUCUGCUAUCUGAUGGCAAAUGUCCCUUUCGGCCACUACCCAGUUCAAACAGAUUAUAUGGUGUUGCUGGGAAGUAAUCAGAGACAGACCUUUUCCCAGUUUGCAAGGACAGAAUGUAUUCACAGAAUGGAAAUCCUUGAGUAUUGUCGGUUACUGGGCUGUCCCCAGGCUUACAUCCCUCCUUUCCAGGUAUAUAAAUUGAUUUAUGCAUCUCGCUUGGUGGACUACGGUCUCGUUGCUCAGGCCUUACAUUAUUGUGAAGGGAUUGGAAUGGCACUUCUUGCCCAGAAUCAGAAUGCUUAUCCUGUCCUCUUGGAUCAGGUUAUCAAGCUGGCAGAUCGAUUAAAGUUCUCUGACCCACGGCACCUGGAGAAGGCAGACUAUAAGAUGGAUUUGGAACCAGACUGGCUCAUUGAACUCAGAGCCCGUUAUCAACAGUGGGAGGAUCAAAGAGAGUUUCCCAACACCACAUCCAUCCAGCCAGAGGUUUUCAGAGGCAAUGGAUCAAUAUCAGGUUUGGCUCCUCAUUUUGAGUUUGCGCAAGCUGAGGUACGCUGGGAGAAUCUAGAGCGUCACCCUUGUAGACACCCAUCACCUGUUCAUUCAACUGGGCACCAACCAGAUGUGGAUCAACAGCUGCAUAUCUAUUCUGGACAUGGACAUCCUUCAAAGAGGACAGAUGCUAGUUUAGAGGAUUGUUCAGCAGAAAAUGGCCAAAAUUCCACUCUGUCUCCAGGAGGUCUUUCAAAUGACCCUUCUUCACAUCUGAAACAGCCACCAGGGGAGACUGUGGAAUCUUGUGGGCAGGACCAUUUUCCUGGAGAUCCAAAGAAACACAUUCCAGAACAUCAGGCCAUUUUCAAUGCACGGACUCGGACGGUCUCCGAGAGUUCCACAAUAACCCUUUCAGAAGAUCCACCAGAAGCCUCCCAGGAUGAAACCUCAUUGGAGAAGAAACUAGUGGAGAAAACAGAGCAAGAGGUAGUGAAGACUUCCGGUUUUGGCUGGUUCCGUUGGUUCCGUUCCAAGGCAAAUAAAGAUGAAGAACCAUCUGAAAAAAAUCCAGUUGCUUCUUUGGACUCAACUACUCCAGUUUCUCAGGAGAAAAUCCCUCAGCCCCUUUUGGUUUCACCCACGAAUGAGGCAAAAUCUACUGCGCAACAUUGCCCUCCUCCCCUUUCUCCCACAGAAGGCAAUCCUUUUCCCAAGAGAUCUCCAGAAGCUCAACAUUCACAAGGCCAUAGCAGCAUGGAAGCAACUAUCAUUUCAGAUGCUGGUGAUCAGACUAGUUCCUUCAGACAUCAAUUCAACCCUGAUAGCAUGCCUCUACCCCCCACAGAAGGGACAGUUCCUAUGUACAACCCUGCUCAGGCCUCUGGCAUUGGGCAUCUGCAACAGAAUUUUCAGCAAUACUACCCACAUCAUCUGCAAUACAAAUAAUCCAGGAUACUUCUGUGACUGUUCCCCUGAUCAGAAACCAUUUCCUUACCCAAAGAUGACAGUUCUAUGAUGUCUUUGCUACCCUUCCUGCUUACUGGCAUUUGAGCUUGUUAUCAAAAGGAUAACAGCACAUGUGUUUAUUGUUUAAUGUUAUAUGGCCCCGGUUAUGCACAGUAUAUAUGUGACUGUACGAAAUGAAAAUGGAAAAUAAAAAACACAUUUACAACAAGAAAAAAAAAAGGAUAACAGCACAAAUGUGAACUAUAAGCCCCUUUCAGUUUUAUUUGCUUGGUAUUUUUAAAAGACAGUUUUACAGCAAAUGGCAUAGAGAUGGACAUAAAAUAAAAAGAAAAGGGAACCCCCCCCUUUAUUUUCUGUCUUUUGUUCUAAGAAGGGAGCUGUUAAUAGUUUACAUUGCCACUUAACAGGUAUUCAUAAUCUAUUGCUCAACUGGCUUGAAAUUGUAGUCCAAACAUAUCUGGAGGAUGCUAACUGGGAAAGAACGACGUCUUUUUUAAAUAAAUGUACAUAGGAUAUCUUGUAUAUUUGCUUGAGAAUAAAUCAGUUGAGAUCUGUGUAAUUUCAGGGCAAAUUAAAUUAUGCUGUACUGAAGAAGAACAUAUACUUAAACAUAGCUACUUGGGAAUAAAUCUCAUUUUUAAAAUUUGUAUCUUAUUUGUUAAGAAGUUGUAUAACAUACUUAGGGUUUGGUUCCAGCCCAGUAUUGUAUGAAAACUUAUACACACACUCAAAGUCAUUUUAUGUAGUGCACAAUCUUGAAAUAUUUUACAUAUCAUCCCAGUAAUAAAACCAAAAAUUGUAGUCCAAUUGAUGUUCUUGUUAAUAAAAAAUGCUGGCAGUUAAAUGAUCAAAACAAAAUGGCUUUCUUUUGAAAUACAUGUUUUCUGAAUAAAGUUAUGUUUGUUAGUA
This is a messenger RNA of Thamnophis elegans (Western terrestrial garter snake), 4322 nucleotides long. Its product is annotated as protein transport protein Sec16B. Gene Ontology annotation, biological process: COPII vesicle coat assembly; autophagy; Golgi organization. NCBI's taxonomy places the organism in Eukaryota, Metazoa, Chordata, Lepidosauria, Squamata, Natricidae. The transcript is spliced from 26 exons. Bases 252 to 3392 code for a protein of 1046 amino acids. The record is from RefSeq and is a predicted model, not a curated record. Gene Ontology annotation, cellular component: endoplasmic reticulum exit site; ER to Golgi transport vesicle membrane.